Phlebotomus papatasi is the source of this 3053-nucleotide messenger RNA. RefSeq names its product sodium-coupled monocarboxylate transporter 1-like. Lineage: Eukaryota; Metazoa; Arthropoda; Insecta; Diptera; Psychodidae. Gene Ontology annotation, cellular component: membrane. Gene Ontology annotation, molecular function: symporter activity. The record is from RefSeq and is a predicted model, not a curated record. The transcript has 3 exons. Gene Ontology annotation, biological process: sodium ion transport; transmembrane transport. Bases 83 to 1345 code for a protein of 420 amino acids.
GUCAAUAAGCCAAUUUGGAUGUUCCCAAAAUUUUGUACAACGCUACGUUAGCCUCAAAACAUUCGCUGAAGUAAAGAGAACUAUGUUAUCCAACAUUCCAAUGAUAAUCGUGCUCUUCUCUCUGUCUUGGAUUGUGGGCAUGGGAGUAUUUUCAACAUACGUAAACUGUGAUCCUCUGGCAGCAGGAUAUACCAAGAAAAUGGACGAGAUUCUACCAUUUUUUGUGGAAGACAAAUUUGCAUAUCUGCCUGGAUUUCUUGGACUCUUCAUGGCCACCAUCUUCAAUGGUGCUCUUAGCCUCAGUGUGUCAAAUAUUAAUUCUCUAGCUACUGUAACGUGGGAGGAUUUUUUAUCCCCAUUGCCACAGUUUAAAGGACUGACAGAGAAACAAGAAGUAAAUACAAUAAAGUUCCUUGGAUGUGUGUACAGCAUCAUUAUUUUGGGAGUAGCAUUUGGAGUAGGACUUCUCUCAGGUGUGAUUGAGAGUGCUAUGUUGAUGACUUCCGUGACUGCUGGUCCUCUUUUGGGAGUUUUUAUACUGGCUAUGAUUUUUCCUAUGUCAAAUUGGAAGGGAGCAGCAACAGGAAUGAUUGUAUCGAAUAUUGUUUCCCUUUGGCUAGCAUUUGGUAGUUUUACUGUAAAAUCUGCUCUACCAGACCUUAUGCCAACAUAUACAGAUGGAUGUACGAAUGACACAUUCUCUCGAACCAUCACAAAAUCUUCAUCAUCGUGGUUGGUUAACAAUAUGCCUUUGGAAGUAGGCUGGGAUAUGGAAAAUGUUCCUACUAGUCCUCCAGUGCAUGAUGCGUCAGUUUUGGAAAGUUUUUAUUCCAUUUCCUAUAUGUACUGGAGCAUAAUUGGAACAUUAACAACUGUCAUCGUAGGCAUAGUUGUGAGUUGGUUGACUGCGUCUAAGGAAGACAUAUAUGAUUCAAAAUUGCUGUUUAAACUUGCAUUUAAAUUGUCCCAGUAUCUUCCCGGAAAAGACCGCCAAUAUAAAAAUUUACCUACAAAAACUACUUCCGGUCUUGUUAAAGAUCUUAAAGUUACAUUUCCAGCUGAGAAGGAUAAUUUAGCAUUUGAAAUUGAUGGAGAUCCAGAAUUUGUCAAUGCCAGAAAGAAAUCAAAUGGUUUUACAAUAGCUACCAUUGAAGAUAUCAACAAGAUAGACAUAAUAAGUGACGACAAUUUGCCAUCAAAAAUUAUCAUAAGUGAUAAAAAUGGGAAAAAGGAAGUAGGAAAUGGACUAGAAUCCCUUCAAAUUAAAUCACUAGUUGUUGAUAAUGAACAACUUUUAUUAAAACCAAUAGAAAUUUAUAAACGCAUUGAUGAAAAUUAUGUUUGAUACAAUUAGUGUAAUAUAAAUAAUUUGUGAUUCAAAAUUUAAAAAAAACAACUAAUUUAAUGACUAUCCUUGUGAUGUUUGUUCUUUUUUAAACUUUACUGUUCCAAACUAAACUCAUUUUCUUCCAAUUUGGAAGUAAGUUAUUGUUUUUGGUCACGAAAAUGAUAAAGUCGAAAUAUUGACUGUGAUUUUCAAGACAAAAAUCUUAUAUGUAAGAACGUAAAAGAAAAAAAAACAAUAAUUUUUAAUACUUAGUUAAUUAUCAAGACAGAAUGUUCGCAUUUUAAAACUUAAAAAAGGGAUCUGGUAGUUAAAAUGUAAAAAAACGAAGAGGCGACAAAUAAUUUAGAAUAAAUUAAUAAGCAGAUUUACUAAAAUGAAAAUAACUGAAAUUCGGGUGAAAAUAAAUAAUUUAGAACGCUCAUAUAUUAGGAAGAAGUAUCUUAACAAAUUAUAUUAAGUCACAGGUGAAUGAAAAUGAGCAGUCCCUGAUAUUAAUUUUAAUCUUAAAAUGCGCAUCAGAAUUCGAUUAAGAAUUUAAAAAAUCAUAUUAAGUAACCAUCAAUAUGGAAAAUACGUCCAAUACGAAAACAAAAACGACUGGUUCAAAUCUGACUCUGUAAUAAUUCUAUUUUCAGUCACAACAAAUAGGCUAUAAUUUUUUUGAGACUAUUUUUAGCAAAUUUACUAAAAUCAAUCAAGAUUAAUCGCACAACAAGUAUAGUUAUGAAUUCAAUGUUAUAGUAGAAGAUGGGGUUUAUGCUUAUUAAAGCAUAUUAAGCGUGCUGAAAAUGUUCAAAUUACUGACUUUAAAAAUUAAACUAACUGCGAAAUAUUACGUGACAGAAAAAAGAGCAGUAUUAACCCUUUAAGAACAAGUGGGUCACCGGUAUAAUUAAAAAAGAAAUUUUCUUCGAACACCUAAACCUAAAAAGCCAAAAACAAAAUCUUUUGUGCCACCGGUGAUCGACUCGGCCUUAAAAGGUUAAUUUAUACGAGAUAUUUUCAAAUAAUUUUACUCAGUGAAUUGCAGAAUAAAAAAUGCAGACAAUUUUUAUAUCAUAUACGUGGAACACUUGUAUCAGUACUAUGUGAAAGUUAUUAAAAGCUUUCAAGUGCUCGAAAUCAGUUCCUUAAUUUGAAAUCUAAAGGCAUUUUAAUUAUCACUUAACCAUUUGCGCCAUAUUAAUAUUAGUUAAAAACGCUCAUGGAAGUAAGACAAUAUUCUUAAAUCAUUCCUGAGAUUAAGUUUACUAUAGUCAUUAAGUUUAUUAUUCAUAUAGUCCCUCUGUCCCAAAAUAAGUCGUACAUUCUUUUAUAUAAAAUGUACUAGCAAACGUACGACUUAUUUCGGGACAGAGGGAGUAUUAAAUUAGGGAAAUCACUGGAUAGAACUUUUGCUCCGUCCCGCAGAGAGAAUAAAAUCAACACUACACCAGUUACUGUAUUCCGUACAAUUUUUUUAUCAGUAAAAUAUACAUAUUACAUAAUUAAAUUUUACAUAUUACAAAAAAAAAAAACACAAUUAUAUUAGAAGUAUUAAAAGUCAAUAUGUAGAGCAUUAGGAUUAGUUAUUCUUGACUAUGUACAGUCAUUUAUUUUCUAUGAAUGUCCAUGAGUAAUGCAUAGAAAAUUUAGGUAUAUCAUGAUGAAGAAACACUUAGUCUCAUAUAGAUCUGAUUUUGAGUAAUAAAAUUUUGAGAGAGAA